AUGCAGCUCAAUGGAUAUAUCCCUGAUACCAUUGUUUAUAAUUCUCUACUAGAUGGGUUAUUCAAGGCCAGGAAGGUUAAUGAUGGCUGCCAGUUAUUUGAGAAAAUGGUUCAGAAUGGGGUGAGAGCCUCGACUUGGACGUAUAAUAUUCUCAUUGAUGGUUUGUUCAGGAAUGGAAGGGCAGAGGCUGCAUACACACUAUUUUGUGACUUAAAGAAGAAGGGUCAGUUUGUCGAUGGUGUAACAUAUAGCAUUGUGGUUUUGCAACUUUGUAAGGAGGGCGUGCUUGAGGAAGCACUAGGAUUGGUGGAAGAAAUGGAAAGGAGAGGCUUUACUGUCGAUUUAGUUACUAUUUCGUCACUUGUGAUUGCGCUGUAUAAAGAAGGACGGUGGGAUUGGACGGAGAAGCUCAUGAAGCACAUUAGAGAUGGUAACCUAGGGCCAAGGGUUCUUAAAUGGAAGGUUGAUAUGGAGGCUUCACUGAAAAAUCCAAAUAGAAAGGACUAUACACCAUUGUUCCCAAGUAAAGGCGACUUGAGCGAGAUUAUGAGUUUAAUAAAGUCUGCUGAAUCAACAAUGGAUGCAGACCUAGAUUCAGAGGCUGCCAGGGUUAAAGAAGAUGAUAAGAAUUUGUCCACCGAUACUGAUCAGUGGUCAUCAUCUCCACAUAUGGAUCAAUUGGCUAAUCAACUUAAGUCCACCGACCACUCCUCGCAGCUGUUUUCAUUGUCCAGGGGGCAAAGAGUUCAAGCUAAAGGGGAAAGCACUUUUGAUUUUGACAUGGUUAAUACUUUUUUGUCCUUAUUCUUGGCCAAGGGAAAGCUGAGCAUGCCAUGCAAAUUGUUUGAGAUUUUCAGUGACCUUGGUGAAAACCCCGGUGGUUAUCUUGACGUGAUUAUGUACAACACCUUGAUUAAUGCACUAGGGAAGGCUAGCAGGAUUGAUGAAGUAAACAAGCUCUUUGAGCAGAUGAAGAGUAGUGAUAUAAAUCCUGAUGUUGUCAAUUUUAAUACACUUUUUGAAGUUCAUAGCAAAGCAGGUUGGCUAAAAGAUGGAUAUAAGUUUUUGAAAAUGAUGCUCGAUGCAGGUUGCACCCCAAACCAUGUUACUGACACGACUUUAGAUUUUCUGGGCAAGGAGAUUGAGAAAAUGAAGUACCAGAAGGCAUCCAUGGUGCGCAGCAAGGAUGACUGA
This is a messenger RNA of Pyrus x bretschneideri (Chinese white pear), 1194 nucleotides long. Its product is annotated as pentatricopeptide repeat-containing protein At4g01570-like. Gene Ontology annotation, molecular function: protein binding. The transcript is spliced from 2 exons. The record is from RefSeq and is a predicted model, not a curated record. Bases 1 to 1194 code for a protein of 397 amino acids. NCBI's taxonomy places the organism in Eukaryota, Viridiplantae, Streptophyta, Magnoliopsida, Rosales, Rosaceae.